CGAGUUCCAACCAAUGGGUCGAUGGCGGGGGAGAAUGGGAAUGGGCGAAAUACGAUGCGACAAUCGACAUGGAUUGCAACCCACGUGAGCUUUAUUCGUUUUCGUGUCAGCUGAAUGAUUCGAGAGUGUCAGAUUUUGUCGAGCAAAACCUAUCUGGUAACACCCUCGUUUAAGACAGACAACAUGAUCCACCCUCCGUCGCUCUGCACGGUACGCAGUUCUUCGACAGCGCUCUUGCCCCCGCUCUCUCUCUCUCUCUCUCUCUCGCGCGCUCGCGCGCGCCACCGGCAUUGAAAGGCAGCGACCGUCAUGACUUUCGGUCGCAGGAUGCAGCGAGGAUGCACUGCCCUCCACGUGACUGCGAUUCCUCGCCGCAGGCGCAUGAUUCGUCCAUGUCAGCGUCUGUCGAUUUUUUGCGACUCGCUGAUUAAGAUGGACCCAGUGGCAACUUGCAGCAGCACAAGUCCCGUCCUGCGCGGGAACCACGUCGGAACGAGGGCACCGGGCUCGCCCGCGCGCCGCGUUCCGGUGACAACCCGAAAGCAGAGCCGAUUGAUUGCGCUCCGCCUGAUGAUGUUUGAUGCUAUUGAAUGUCUGCUGGUCCAGCUUUUCCAGCACCCUUUAUUUAUUUUCCUGUCUGUCGUCAGUCGUCGGGCGAUCCGCUACUUUUCACGACCUUCGCUUCCAGGCCCGCUUGCCUAGCCUAGCCUAGCCUCUGCAGCCGGUCACAGCCCGAGCGCUUCCUCCCUCCGAAAAUAUCGCCAAAUUAAUGAGCGCUGCCAAAUUUAGGAGGAGGCCAUUUUGUAGAGGGAGUACGACUCUUGGACGUCCCGAGGGUGAAAGGGUUUGGCGCAAGUGCGAGUACGAAGGCUGAGCCUCGUGCGAGAAGGGGAGCCCUGCUGGGCCCCGGAGAGGGAGCAGAUCGAGCGAGGGCCGACGUGAAACGCAGCGAGUGAGAGUCCAGCUUCCGAGAAAUAAUGCCUGUGUCCUGAAUCUGGGACACCCUCGAACCGGACUUUCGAGCGGCGGGCAGUCAAAAGAAAAGGAAGACCGUCCGUGUCACGCGAGCGAGCGGGUUGCGUGAUUUGGGCUCUCGGAUGAAGAGAGGACAAGCGACACGGGUGAAAUUUGAUCGCAGGUCCGAGGAGGGUGCGCGACGCGACGUCAGUCAUUCACUCAACGAGAUCCGGAGAUGAGAAGUCAAUUGUCCAUGCCCUGCCAUGCCCGCCCGGGACCCCUGGUUGCUGCUGUCGAGCAGAGCUCAACACGCGAACACUUCUCAACAACUUCUUGUUCGCCCCGCGCUCCAUCUUCUGGAAUCUCGAAAGGUCAGGAAGGUUAAAGCGAAAUUGCGCAAGCCCUCUUGCACUCCGAGGCACCCUCCAACUGCUACUACCCAUACCCAGACCCAUCCCCACUCCUGCCGCACAGCAGGAUUCCCAAAUGCGGGACGGUGAGCUGCUGGGAACCUUCUUCAUCACGCCACUCUGAGCCGGAAGAGGCACCGGGAGAGAAGGCCCAUGAGGAAGAGUUUAGGCAUCGACGAAAUGGGUGGAUGUGAAUAAGAUUCGGGCGGGCGACGAUUCAAGGUCAAAGGCACCGGCGAUAUAAUGUUUCGAGUGCCAGAGCUGGGGCCGAGCAAGGCCGGAAAGUCGAGAAUAGAGAAGCGAGGCCCGGAGGUGGAUGCACGCAGCAUGGUCCGACAAGAUGGUCAGAGGAGGCUUACAAUAGUCAGGCAACUCUGACAGGGCCUAGAGGAUCCUAGGGACACCACUGGCAGCUUUUCUCGCUCGCUCGCCCGCUCGCUUUUAAUAUAUUUUGGUGGCAGCCUUAAAAGACAGAUGCAUGUUGAGGUUUUCCGACAAAAAGUGGGCUUCCCAGUGCAUGUUCGCCUAACAUUGGCGGGCACCGCCUACUUUGGCGAAGAAUUUCGUUCCCGUUCGUGCUCAUGCUAUCUUCUUUCUCUUGAGAAUCGCUUAUUGUGUGGUGAGGCACCGACCAAUGACACCCAUUUUUUAUUCUGCCAUUUGCCUUUUGAGAAAAGUGGAAAGAUGGGGGAUGCCGAAACCAGGGAUUUGGAUUUCAUUCGAGGAUCGAGUGCGGACGAGUGCACCGUUCGUUCUCGCAGAUUGUGAACGACACUCGCUGAGUGAGGAGCAGAAUCACCGACCGAGACGAGUUUUGUAACCAGGUGGUCAGCAGCAUCUUGAGGUGGUUCAUUUGUUCGCGAGGGAAAUUCAAAGAUGUGCACGCUCGUACCGCAGAAACCAAUGCCGUGACUUGAUUUGCUCGAAGGACGAGCAGAUUGCAUUCUCAUUUCUUCAGGUGCCGCGGGCACUAUUUUUAAUGUUCUUAUCCUCAUGGAGCAGUAUGUUGUUCCUUUUCGCUUGAAACCUUUUCCAAUGUGGAUGAGCAUCAGGGACAAACGGUCAAAGCGGAAUUGUUUUCAUUGUUACUAACAAACAGGUAGCCACUGUGGAUGAUUGAUAGUUAUCUCUUUUCUAUCGUUGUAGGUUUCCAUAUGAGCAGGUACACCAAAUCUCUACACCGUGGCUGUACUACUUGUACUGACUACAUACAUUCACGUAGAUGGCCUGGACAUGGAUCUGACAGAAUUUCUUCGGCUUUCAUUGAAACAAAAUCAUCAAAGUCUUACGCGGUUUCAUUCGACAUCUCUCCAUACUUACCAUAGCGGCUGACUGUUCUCAAAUAGGUUGGGUUGAAGCUCCACCCCACCUUUCAUUCGACAGAACUGAGAGCGUUUUGCUAAGAUAGAAAAUGCCAGAUAGUAACAAAAUUUUAGGAUUUCUACGAAAUCACACCCUCCAUUUUUGGCCUUGUACUAUGAUUCUAUCCGAGGUAAGCCAAGGACCUCCGGGUCUGAUGCGAAAAAGCAGAUUUUGCUGCACCAAUUUUCAC
This is a messenger RNA of Marchantia polymorpha subsp. ruderalis, 2919 nucleotides long. Lineage: Eukaryota; Viridiplantae; Streptophyta; Marchantiopsida; Marchantiales; Marchantiaceae. The record is from the annotation of a GenBank genome assembly.